Molecule: messenger RNA, 1711 nt
Organism: Filobasidium floriforme
Lineage: Eukaryota; Fungi; Basidiomycota; Tremellomycetes; Filobasidiales; Filobasidiaceae
Exons: 5
Coding region: 90-1478 (462 amino acids)
Biological process (GO): cytoplasmic translational initiation
Cellular component (GO): eukaryotic translation initiation factor 3 complex; cytoplasm
Molecular function (GO): translation initiation factor activity
Source: RefSeq, a predicted model, not a curated record
ACAUCUCCCACACACCUCAUCUGUCCCGUAUCGUACCAGUGACCUACCUAGCCUUGUCGAUUCUUAGUCGCAACAAGACUCUCUGCAAAAUGGUCGAUUCCAUCGCUAUCCUGCCCGCCCUCUCGUUCCUCGAGCAAAUCGAUGACCUCUCAAAUUUCCUCACGCGAGCCUUGCCCGAGGCUGAAAAGAACCAAUUCCUCGACUCGAUUCGCCAACUGAUUGAGUCUUCAGCCAAGACGGUCACCGAGCAAACCGAAGAGGGAGAGGAGACCAAACAGGUCAUGAGCGAGCCGAGCGAUGAAGACAAGGAGAAGACUGUCGGAAAGAUCGUAGCGGUCAUCACGGAAGGACACCCUGGACUCGAGGGUACCGACAGGGAGAUCGAAUCGCAAUACCUGCUGUUGACUACGCUGAUCAUGUCGGUCAAGAACGCUGAGCAGACGCUCAAGGGACUCAUCGAUGCCGUGGUCAGGAGUGCAAGCGGUUCUAAAAAAGCCGAAGUAGCCUGCCGAAUUCUUACCAACAUCUACAACCUGCUCCCCGCCUCUUCUGGUCUCCGACCUCAAACCUUGACUUCCCUCUUCCAGCUUCUCACCUCCAACUCGACUCUCGAACUUUCCUACUUCCCCCUCACAAACGCCUGGUUGACUUCUGCACUGUCCCAAUGGGACAUCUCGACGAGCGACAAGAUCUCGUGGUUGAGCAAUGUUGCCGAGAUUUACGAGACCAAGGGUUCCAAGAAGGGAGAUAAGGAGAAGGCGUUGGAACUGAGGACUUUUGCGCUCCGCACUGCCGUUCAGGAUGGCAGUGCCGAGGAGAGCAAGGAGUUGACUCAGAAGGCUCUGCGGGCGCUAUUUGCCAUCCCCAGCAAGUUUGACAUGGAAGAGGUCUUGAACGUGAAAGGCGCCAGGGAGGGUCUGAGCGGGCAAUACAAGGAGUUGGUGGAGUUGUUCGAGAACGGUGAAUUGGAGCAGGGUCUAUCUUGGGUUCAGAAGAAUGAAUCGUUCCUGGCUGGCGAGUCUCUGAGGAGCGAUCAGAUCGUUCGAAAGCUUCGACUGCUUGCCCUUACCUCUCUGGCCGCUAGCUCUUCCACAAAAGAGAUCACCUACGCCGACAUCGCAAAGGCCCUCAAGCUCGACGAGGACGAUAUCGAGAUUUCCGUCAUUGAUGCUAUUCACUCGGGUCUGUUGAAGGCUUCAUUGUCGCAACCGACCAAAACCCUCCGAGUCCAGUCCGUCCAGACCCGAUCGUUCGGCUCGGCAGAAUGGCAGCUUCUCGACAAGCGUCUUGGAGAGUGGAAGACCGUUCUUGAAGACGUUCAGAAGACCAUCCAAGAUGCCAUCGUUGUCAACGAACAGAGCGGAAAGGACCAGGGACGAGGGGGAUACAAAAAGGGUGCCAGGAAGCCCAACGCAAAGUCAGAUGAGAACAAGGGGGAGGAGUCGUCGGAGCGGGCUCAGAACGCCGUUGUCGCAUAGAUUGCAGUUUUCUAGGAUGUUACACCUCGUAUUUGGCUCUUUUUUGUACCGAACAAGCAUUAACGACCGAAUCGUUCCUCUCGUCCUACUGGGUCAAAGAUGGAGUAGAGCUCGAGCUUUCUGAAAAGACUUCUGUCGUGAAACUCGAGUGUUCACAGCGAUCGACAAUGCCUAAACGAUGUGCCUUUCUGAACGGCAUCAUGACUUUUACAAUACCAAUAAUAGCCAAGGUA